Xenopus tropicalis (tropical clawed frog) is the source of this 1186-nucleotide messenger RNA. It is a transcript of the gene sgf29, whose product is annotated as SAGA complex associated factor 29. NCBI's taxonomy places the organism in Eukaryota, Metazoa, Chordata, Amphibia, Anura, Pipidae. The record is from RefSeq and is marked provisional. Gene Ontology annotation, cellular component: SAGA complex; nucleus. Gene Ontology annotation, biological process: DNA-templated transcription; regulation of DNA-templated transcription; chromatin organization.
GACAGAGAAAGAGGCGGAGAUGGCGCUGGUGUCGGCGGAUACGAGAAUCUCUGAGCUGCUCAGUGAGUUGCACCAACUCAUCAAACAGACCCAGGAGGAACGCUCGAGGAGUGAGCACAACCUGGUGAACAUACAGAAGACGCACGAGCGGAUGCAGACUGAGAACAAGAUCUCCCCCUAUUACCGAACCAAACUCCGAGGUCUCUACACCACAGCCAAGGCCGACGCAGAGGCAGAGUGCAACAUCCUGCGCCGGUCCCUGGAUAAAAUCGCAGAGAUCAAGUCCCUGCUGGAGGAACGGCGCAUCGCUGCCAAGAUAGCCGGCCUCUACCACGACUCGGAGCCCCCCCGCAAAACCAUGAGACGGGGCGUCCUAAUGACUCUGCUGCAGCAGUCGGCCAUGACUCUGCCUCUCUGGAUCGGGAAACCCGGGGAAAAGCCGCCGCCCCUUUGUGGCGCCAUCCCAGCGUCCAGUGACUACGUGGCCAAACCGGGCGACAAGGUGGCGGCUCGGGUAAAGGCGGUGGACGGGGAUGAGCAGUGGAUCCUGGCUGAAGUGGUCAGUUACAGCCAUGCCGCUAACAAGUACGAAGUGGACGAUAUUGACGAGGAGGGUAAAGAGCGCCACACCCUCAGCCGCCGGCGGAUCAUCCCGCUGCCCCAGUGGAAAGCCAACCCCGAGACCGACCCAGAGGCGCUGUUCCAGAAAGAUCAGCUGGUGCUGGCGCUGUACCCCCAGACGACCUGCUUCUACCGGGCGCUGAUCCACACUCCUCCGCAGCGGCCGCAGGACGACUACUCGGUGCUGUUCGAGGACACCUCCUACGCGGACGGAUAUUCUCCCCCCCUGAACGUCGCCCAGAGAUACGUCGUGGCCUGCAAGGAGCCAAAGAAGAAGUGACAGAUCCCCGGCCCCGCCCACAUCCGCGCCGGCACCGCCCAAUAGCCACGCAGAACCAGGUGCAGCUUAUCCCUGUCUGUGUUGUUACCGUGGUUCUGACUCCAUCUGGACCUUUCUUGUGGUUCUGUUGCCCGGACUCUCCCCGCCCCCCCGUUAUGGACACUGCCGGGGGGCGGGGCCCAUUUGUGACUCGUUGCCAAACUCCAUUUUGCUUCACCACUUCCUAUUUUUUUAAAUACAGCAAAAUUUAUAGUUAAAAUAUUAAAGAACCAGGAACCCGUUUCA